Messenger RNA from Dibothriocephalus latus, 594 nucleotides. The record is from the annotation of a GenBank genome assembly. NCBI's taxonomy places the organism in Eukaryota, Metazoa, Platyhelminthes, Cestoda, Diphyllobothriidea, Diphyllobothriidae.
AUGAGUUUCUACUCUAAGGUCUUCAGCCAGAGCUCGUUGGUUCCGCUGGCGAAAAUCGCCAGCGCACAGACCCGUGCACAACGUAUCAUUUGGGUCACUAUCACAGCAGCCAUGUUUAUGGGUCUGUGCACAUGCAUAGCCCUGGUUACGCUGCAGUACUCUCGACAUCAGACUGUCUUCCAACUGGACUACUCGGGUCGUCACACAGUCUACGAUCAGAUGCCCGGCAUCACCAUCUGUCCCGAGGGCAAGGAGAUGCUGCGUCUGUUUAAGCACGCCUCUAAGGCCAAUGGCUGGCCGGAGACGAACGUCAAUCCACCCUGGGAGUACCCGCCCAUUACGAGGGCACUGUUGGAACUGAUAACAAACGCAACGGAUGAACCUCCGGGGGUCAUCGGCCAUUACCUGCCUCGAGGGGAGCUCAAGUGGGACAGCCAGCAGACGGCCAAAUCACCCAUUUAUCGGAGGUUGCACAACUUUUCGGUGCAAUUUCGAAUUAAACCAGCACACUUGCAGUCCACCUAUCAGAUCUUUGUUCAAGAACAGGUAAGAUUAGUUGCUGAAAUAUGUUGCCAUGUUUAUGUGCUUUUUUAA